Molecule: messenger RNA, 582 nt
Organism: Saxophila tyrrhenica
Lineage: Eukaryota; Fungi; Ascomycota; Dothideomycetes; Mycosphaerellales; Extremaceae
Exons: 5
Coding region: 1-582 (193 amino acids)
Source: RefSeq, a predicted model, not a curated record
AUGAACGACACCGCUUCGGCAUUGAUCGAACGCCAGUCCCCGCUCGAUCUCAUCGGCAUUGCAGUCGAUGUCUAUACUGCGCUCAUGGGGUUGGCCAAUAGCGAUUGGGAAAGAGAAGCGGCAUUCACACAGGGUACGGUGGCGAACAGCAUGAGUCAGGCCCCGACGAAGAAUGUUCUGGUAUAUCAUGACCAAGGAAGCACCUUCACUCCUAGUGGGGAUGUGCAGCAUGAGCACUACCAGUUGGAUCUGGACCUCGGAGGAACCAAGGGCUACGAAAUCCUAGUAUUCGACUCUGGCACGUUCAAACUUGCUGGAGACGGCGGUUUCAUCAACUGGUGCUACGGCGGCAGCUUUGCGAACAACCCAGACGGUUCAGUAACCUUCAAUACUACCAACUGCACACCGCCAGCUGACUAUGUUGACGUUACUCACGGAGGGUUGUUCAACCGGGAGCAAGUAUCUUCAAUUACCUUCCCGAGCGCUGGCACUACAGUGAACUGGAACAUCUUCGGAGACUCGGGCGCUGCUCCUGAAGCUACUGGGUAUAGCGCGACGGUGGGCAAUGGCUCUACUCCGUGA